Molecule: messenger RNA, 2115 nt
Organism: Fragaria vesca subsp. vesca
Lineage: Eukaryota; Viridiplantae; Streptophyta; Magnoliopsida; Rosales; Rosaceae
Product: ras-related protein Rab11D-like
Exons: 2
Coding region: 1156-1812 (218 amino acids)
Cellular component (GO): endosome
Molecular function (GO): GTP binding; GTPase activity
Source: RefSeq, a predicted model, not a curated record
UCUCUUCCAUCCUUGGACUUGGGCCUUCUUUUGGGCUUUCUUCUUCCUUCCUUGGACUGCAAGAAGACUUCAUUGUCUUUUUCUGUCUUUUUUUGUUAUUUCCAUGAUUUAGCCUUCUUUUCUUGAUUUAUGCUCUCAUGUCCUUUAUAAUCACAAAGCAUGUUAGAAAUGACAUUAUUAUGAGAAUAUCAUAGCUAAAUAGGGUAGAAAACACAUUAUAAACAUAGCAGUCUGUGCUCAUAUCAACAAUCAAUCAAACUUAUCCUGCUCUUCUCUGUCUAAACUCAUCAUCACAGUCAAUCAAACUUUUUUAGAUCCACCUGGAUUUGGAAUCCAUCCAAAAUCAAUAAUUUGCAGAGCCAAAAAGAUAAGAGCUAUAAGAGAUAAGCUCAAGUUCUUAUCGGCUAACCCCACUACGGUUUACGAAAAACUCGGACCUCACCAACUUCACGGUUUUGCUGCUACCACUUUUCAUGAUCUGACCUCAAUCUUACUUUUGUCCUUGUUAGAUUCGAUGAAGUGUGGCAGCAGCUCUCCGUCAACGGGAUGGAAGGCGGUGAUAUCAAGGAGGGAGAGGCAGGCGACGACUACGGGCUUGAAGCCAACGAAGGUGGUGCGCAGCGUUGCUGAGAGAGAUGGACGAGGUUGAGGCGAGGAGAAGAAAACGAAGAGAUUUCAGUUGGGCUUACACAAACCCGUGAAAUUUAGGGGGUUUAUGUAAGAAGGUGGAGAGAGAUACGGGGACUAAACAACUUCAUUAAAAUGAAUCGUGUUUUACCCAAACACAGGACACGGCUUAUUUGCUUACAUAAGCUAGUCUAGUCCCUGUAAACCCGUGUAAUAAAUGAUCUUAUAGUUUUUCCCUGCUGUUAAAAAUAUUAUAAAUAUUUGACAGCUGCAAGAAAACUGCUUAGCAAUUAGCACCAUUGUUUUCGUAUCUUGGCCUCUUGAAACUCUUCCUAGAUUCCAGCACACCUCAGUCUCUAUCAUUUCCCAUUUCAAAAAUAUUCCUCAACAAAUUAAAACUCAAAAUCUUAGGGUGUUUUUCCAAUUUUCUUUUCUUUUCCGAAAUUAUAAGACCAACAUAUUCCAAAACUCUCGUAAAUCCUCUCAAAAGAUCAAACCGAGAAACAACACUGUCCUUUGCUGUCACACAUGGCCGGGUACAGAGCCGACGACGAGUACGAUUACCUCUUCAAGCUGGUCCUCAUCGGCGACUCCGGCGUCGGCAAAUCCAACCUGCUCUCCAGGUUCACCAGGAACGAGUUCAAUUUGGAGUCCAAGUCUACUAUUGGGGUUGAGUUUGCCACCAAGACUUUGAGCGUUGAUGGCAAAGUCGUCAAGGCUCAGAUUUGGGACACUGCUGGCCAGGAGAGGUACCGUGCCAUUACAAGUGCCUACUACCGUGGAGCUGUUGGUGCGUUGCUAGUGUAUGAUGUCACUCGGCGUGCGACAUUUGAGAAUGUAGCAAGGUGGUUGAAGGAGCUGAGGGAUCACACGGACCCCAACAUUGUUGUCAUGCUCAUUGGCAACAAAUCCGAUCUUCGUCACCUGGUGGCAGUCUCUAAAGAGGAUGGCAAAUCUUUUGCUGAAAGAGAGUCCCUCUACUUCAUGGAAACUUCAGCAUUGGAAGCAACCAAUGUGGAAAAUGCAUUUACCGAGAUCUUGGGUCAAAUAUACCGGGUCGUAAGCAAGAGAGCGGUCGAAGCAGGUGACAAUGGCAGUGCUUCCGCUGUACCUUCCAAGGGACAGACCAUCAAUGUGAAGGAUGAUGGCUCUGUUUUGAAGCGAUUUGGAUGCUGCUCGAACUAGAGUUAGUAUAUUCUCCUGCUGGUGCUUUUUACAAUUUUUUGUUUUUGAUCUCCUUUUUCGUCCUUUCACUUUGUAUAUGAUCACCAGCACUCUCUCUUUUAGAAUAAGAAACUAGUUUGUCAGAUAUAUUGUUUGCAAACAUUGGUUAGUAGGCCAGGUUCUAUCUGUAUACUGAUUACUAAACAUCAGGUGGGUUCUUUGUGUUCCCAAACUCAUGGUCCCCGGAUGAGAUUGUUUGCUUAUUAUAUCUCAGCCAUUCACUCCCUAUUUAAGCUCCUUGACAAUCCUCAUGAAAUUUGUUUU